CUGUAGGAGCUGGAGUGGGAGGGCCACGGGCACCUUUCUCUCGGAUUCCCUGGCAUCCCCAGAAGCUUCAACUCUGGAGGCAAUGGGUCGGAAGGAAGAAGAUGACUGCAGUUCCUGGAAGAAACAGACCACCAACAUCCGGAAAACUUUCAUCUUCAUGGAAGUGCUGGGAUCAGGAGCUUUUUCAGAAGUUUUCCUGGUGAAGCAAAGGGUAACUGGGAAGCUCUUUGCCCUGAAGUGCAUCAAGAAGUCACCUGCCUUCCGGGACAGCAGCCUGGAGAAUGAGAUCGCUGUGUUGAAAAAGAUCAAGCAUGAAAACAUCGUGACCUUGGAGGACAUCUAUGAGAGCACCACUCACUACUACCUGGUCAUGCAGCUUGUUUCUGGUGGGGAGCUCUUUGACCGGAUUCUGGAACGGGGUGUCUACACAGAGAAGGAUGCCAGCCUGGUGAUCCAGCAGGUGUUGUCAGCAGUGAAAUACCUCCACGAGAAUGGCAUCGUCCACAGAGACUUAAAGCCUGAAAACCUGCUGUACCUCACCCCUGAGGAGAAUUCUAAGAUCAUGAUCACAGACUUUGGCCUCUCCAAGAUGGAGCAGAAUGGUGUCAUGUCCACUGCCUGUGGGACCCCAGGCUACGUGGCUCCGGAAGUGUUGGCCCAGAAACCCUACAGCAAGGCUGUGGAUUGCUGGUCCAUUGGAGUCAUCACGUACAUAUUGCUGUGUGGGUAUCCCCCCUUCUAUGAAGACACUGAGUCUAAGCUUUUUGAGAAAAUCAAGGAGGGCUACUAUGAGUUUGAGUCUCCGUUCUGGGAUGACAUUUCUGAGUCAGCCAAGGAUUUUAUUUGCCACUUGCUGGAGAAGGACCCAAAUGAGCGGUACACCUGUGAGAAGGCCUUGAGGCACCCCUGGAUUAACGGAAACACAGCUCUCCACCGGGACAUCUACCCGUCAGUCAGCGUCCAGAUCCAGAAGAACUUUGCCAAGAGCAAGUGGAGGCAAGCCUUCAAUGCAGCAGCCGUGGUACACCACAUGAGGAAGCUGCACAUGAACCUGCACAGCCCAGGUGUCCGCCCGGAGGUGGAGCACGGGCCACCCGUCACUCAAGCGUCUGAAGCCUCAAGACCCAGCUCCCCUGAGAUCACCGUCACCGAGGCACCCGCCCUGGACCAGAGUGUGGCCCUCCCUGCCCUGACCCGGCGGCCCUGCCAGCAUGGCCCCCAGCCCACCGCCCCUGGGGGCAGGUCCCUCAACUGCCUGAUCCACGGCUCCCUCCGCAUCAGCAGCAGCCUUGUGCCCAUGCAGCAGGGGCCCCUAGCCGUUGGGCCUUGCGGUUGCUGCUCUAGCUGCCUGAGCGUCGGGACCAAAGGGAAGUCCUCGUACUGCUCUGAGCCCACGCUCCUCAAAAAGGCCAACAGAAAACAGUACGUAUUUUCAGCCAAAGCCCAAGGCCUAGCCCUGCUCAGCCUGGGUCUGAAAGAACUCAGGCAAUGGAGCUGAAAGAAAUUGACCAAAGAGCCUCUCCCAUUUGGGGGCAGCUCUGUAGGGUGGAAGAGCUCUGGAUGCGGGGGGAGGAGGGGGGGGGGUCAAGGGAAAUGCCUCCAGUCCUGUCCCCACCCCUCACCAGCUGUGUGGCCACUGUCUUUUCAAUCCAUAUCUCUGUUUCUAGUUUGCUCAUCUGUAAAAUGGGUUGAUUGGAUCAUACCUGCUCAGCCUGCCCCACAGAGGUACUGUCAAA
Molecule: messenger RNA, 1736 nt
Organism: Lipotes vexillifer (Yangtze River dolphin)
Lineage: Eukaryota; Metazoa; Chordata; Mammalia; Artiodactyla; Lipotidae
Gene: CAMK1G
Product: calcium/calmodulin dependent protein kinase IG
Exons: 11
Coding region: 83-1498 (471 amino acids)
Biological process (GO): protein phosphorylation
Molecular function (GO): ATP binding; protein kinase activity
Source: RefSeq, a predicted model, not a curated record